Megalobrama amblycephala (Wuchang bream) is the source of this 1877-nucleotide messenger RNA. RefSeq names its product taste receptor type 1 member 1-like. Gene Ontology annotation, cellular component: membrane. Gene Ontology annotation, molecular function: G protein-coupled receptor activity. The record is from RefSeq and is a predicted model, not a curated record. NCBI's taxonomy places the organism in Eukaryota, Metazoa, Chordata, Actinopteri, Cypriniformes, Xenocyprididae. Bases 1 to 1584 code for a protein of 527 amino acids. Gene Ontology annotation, biological process: G protein-coupled receptor signaling pathway. The transcript is spliced from 5 exons.
AUGCUUCUGAGUAGCAUUUACUCUUUCCUUUUGGCCUUUAUUAAUUGUUUCUCUUUCAAAGUUUCUUGCUUAGAAUCUGAGUUCAGCUUAGAAGGAGAUUACUUAUUGGGUGGCCUUUUUGCUUUACAUGAAGUUCAACGUGCAACACCUCUGUUCUCCCCAGAAGUCAUUGAAUGUUCCAGAUACAGUUUCUCAAAAUCUGGCUAUCAGAUGUUCCAAGUGAUGAGGUUUGCUGUUGAGGAAAUUAAUAACUCUACCACUCUUCUGCCCAAUGUUUCUCUGGGCUAUGAGAUUUUUGACCAUUGUUCUGACACAAAGAAUUUCGCUUCAGUCUUCAGUUUUAUCUCAAAAAAUGGAUCGAUAAAACCCAAAGAAAAACUCAACAACUAUCAGCCUAAAGUGAUUGCUUUAACAGGUCCAUAUGGAAGCACAAGAACUAUUACUAUUGCUCCACUGAUCACAAUGGACCUUAUACCAUUGGUGACUUAUGGAGCUUCCAGCUAUGCAUUAAGUAAUAAACUUCAGUACCCCUCUUUUCUAAGAACAGUGCCAAGCAACAAAGACCUGAUAGAAAUGAUUAUUCGCAUUAUACAGUGGUUUGGAUGGAACUGGGUUGCCUUUCUUGGUAGCCAAGAUGAUUACAGUGAAGAUGGCCUAAGACUAUUUAGCAAGUAUAUACAAAAUACUGGAAUUUGUUUGGCCUAUCAAGAGGCUCUAAGUCAAAGGACAAACUACACUCUAACACUUAAAAAGAUUGAUAUGCUUAACAUCAAUGUCAUUGUUGUUUUUGCUGAUCCACAAUAUGCAAGCAGCAUUAUCAAAGCAGCCAUAGCUAACAACAUCCAAAACAAAGUAUGGAUUGCAAGUGAAACAUGGGCUAUGAAUCAACAGCUUCCAAGAGAGCCAGGAAUUGGGAAAAUUGGAACAGUUAUUGGUAUUACAGAAAGAUUGUUGUCUUUGCCUGGAUUUGAUGAAUUCAUCUAUAAAGAGAGGGGAACAACGGAUGUUAACCAUAAUGAUAGUGCUGAUAGUGAAGUCAAGAGUAAUAGUAAGACAUGUAAUCAAGAUUGUGAUUGCUGCACAUUGUUGACCGCAGAGGAGAUUAUAAAUGAAAAUCCCACAUUCUCCUAUGCCAUCUAUGCUGCCAUAUAUACCAUAGCUCAUGCAUUACAUAAGGCUCUGCAGUGCGACAUGGAUGAAUGCCACAAAAACACAACAGUUAAGCCAUACAUGCUUCUAGGAAAAAUCAAGAAGUUGGACUUCCCACUUAAUGGCCGUCAGGUGAAAUAUGAUGAUAAUGGUGAUCCAACUGUCAGUUUUUCAGUCAUACGCUGGCAUACUGAAACAGAUCCUCCACGAUUUGAUAUGGUGGGCAGAUAUGAUACAUAUCCAGAAAUUACUUUUACUAUCAACAACUCUCUCUUGUCCUGGCAUAACAAUGGUUCUGUUCCUUUCUCAAACUGUUCUGUUGAAUGCAAGGAAGGAUUUUCGAGGGAACCUGAUGGAUUUCAUAGUUGCUGUUUUCUGUGUAAAAAAUGUCCACGUAACAGCUAUGUGGAUUAUUCUCGUGAGUACUCUAAUUAAUGGACGACAAAACCUUGGCAUUUCACCUUCUUCAGUCCACUCUAAUUUAAUAGGGGAAAUAAACUGAAACUUUUGCAAAUUUAUUUGUCAUAGCAAAAAAAAAGAGAAAGAAUAAGAAAAAAUAGUACAAAAAAAUCUUUGUGGCCCUGGGGGUAAACUUAGCCCAGAUGGUAUCUCACUGAAUAAAAUAACAUGAUUUGAAUAAUUAAAAUGAUUUCAGAGAUGUAUUUUUGCACAAUUUCUUUAUAUUAUUUUUUUUAAAGGGUAAAUGUGUACUUUUUGACAUAACAGAA